Molecule: messenger RNA, 2526 nt
Organism: Knipowitschia caucasica
Lineage: Eukaryota; Metazoa; Chordata; Actinopteri; Gobiiformes; Gobiidae
Source: the annotation of a GenBank genome assembly
AUGGGGUGCAACAUGUGUGUCGUCCAAAAACCGGAGGAGCAGUACCGGUUCAUGUUCCAGGUGCGUGGAAAGGAGCUGUCCCGUCUGUCCAGGGACCCCACCCUGGAGCUGAGAGACCCGGCUCUGGCUCACAUCCUGAGGAGAGGUCCUCGCAGACGGGCUGGUCUGGCGCCCGCCCCCAGGGUCCUGGGCCCUGUGACCAUGGGCAUGGCCGACUGUGUGGACAGCUGCACUCAGACAGACAUCAGCUUCCAGCACAUGAUGAGUGUGGGGCGGAGCCAGCACCCCUGUGGCGCCCCGCCCCCUCCACACCCCCCUCCAUCUCCGCCCCUCCCCCCUCUGCUGGACCCCUACCUGCUCAACGACCUGUUUGAGCCUGAGUACUAUGACCCCGCAGACUACCUCGACAUCACUCAGCAUGAAGUGGACCGGCCGGACGAUCUGGAGUAUGAGGAAGUGGAGUUGUAUAAGUCUCGACAGCAAGACAAACUGGGCCUGAUUGUGUGUUAUCGAACAGAUGAAGAGGAGGACCUGGGCAUUUAUGUGGGAGAGGUGAACCCCAACAGUAUUGCAGCAAUGGACGGACGUAUUCGCAAAGGAGAUCGAAUACUGCAGAUAAACGGAGUGGACAUCCAGGACCGUGAAGAAGCCGUGGCCAUCCUCACCAGAGAGGACAGCACCAAUAUCUCCCUGCUGCUCGCCCGCCCAGACGCAGAGAACGAUAACCAGUUGGACCAUGAGGACCUGGAGCCUCUGGACAAUUCCGCUAAUUUGCCUGCAGAGCAAAGCGUGAGGAGCAGUAAGCCGGGAGGCGCUGGAGAAGGCCCCGCAGGCGCCGGGACGCUCAGGGGACACACGGUCCUGGUGCAGACGGUGCUCUGUAACAGCCAGGAGCUGGACAGUGGCGUGGGGCGCACUGACGAGAGCACGCGCUACGAGGAGUCCUCUGAACACGACCUGUUAGGAGACGACCACACCAGCGCCCCCAACACCAACACCACCAACACUCCAGGAAGCAUGCGCAGGUUCUGCACACAGCGCGCAGACACGCCGCCGCUGCUGCACUCGCAGGAGCUGCAGUUCAGCACAGACUCUCUGCUGAUGCUCGAGGCUCUGGACCGAGGCUACGGAGCCGACCCCAUGAUGAGGACCAUGAUGAUGCCCGGCCUGACGGAGGAGGAGUGCGAGAGGUACAAGGAGCUGCUGGAGAUCAAGUGUUACUAUGAGAAGACCUUUAACGGGGAGGGGGGCACCGAGGAGGGGGGCGUCCCACUGGACGUCAACAGGAACGAAAGCCUCUCGCAGCAUGAACUGGCCCUGCUCGAAGAAGAGCUGCGCCACCUGGAGUUCAAGUGCCGCAACAUCCUGAGGGCGCAGAAGAUGCAGCAGUUGAGGGUGCGCUGCAUGAAGGCCUGGCCCCUGGAGGACAAGGCCCCUGGGCUGGGGGCCGCACGGCUGGACACUAGUGCCACUCUGUCUGACAUCAACGAGAUCCCAGAGAGAGACCGCUCUGACAAGGACAGUACAAGUGCCUACAACACUGGAGGAGAGAGCUGCCGCAGCACGCCUCUGGUCAGUGAGCAGUUUCCCGCCAACUCCACCCAGAGCCUUCAGGGGGGCGGAGAGGCCCCUGUGUCCCCGGACCCUCAGCUCCCACCUCUCACCUGGCAACACGCAGACAGAGACAACAACCUGUACUCUCCACAGUUCCACAGACGCGGAGCAGAGGCCAAGCCCUCCAGCCCGGCCUUUAAAGUGCGCUCUCUGUCCAGAGAGGGCAGGAGAGGCUCGGACGGAGCCGUGAAGCGCUCCAUCAAAACCAACGGCUCAUUUGAGAGGACAGGAGGCCGCAGCGCAGAGAACAGCCCCUACCUGUCCCGCAGGCAGACGGAGCCCCUGCCGCCUCAGCGCUUCCUGAGCUGUUCGCAGCUGAGGUCCCCUCCCACGUCCCCUCAGCUGGGACUGUCCCGAGAGGGCAGUGUGGGCAGUGGAGAGGCCAGCCCCAUGAGCCUGGGCAGCACCUGUAAGGAUGCCCUACACACAGCCAGCACGCUGCCCUUACCCCUGUCCCCACGCAUGGAGUGGAAGGUGAAGAUCCGCAGUGACGGCACACGUUACGUGGCCAAGCGGCCUGUGAGGGACCGUCUGCUGAAGGCUCGGGCCAUGAAGAUCAGCGAGGAGCGCAGCGGCAUGACCACCGACGAUGACGCCGUGAGCGAGAUGAAGAUGGGUCGCUACUGGAGCAAAGAGGAGCGCAAGAGACACCUGCUGAAGGCGCGUGAGCAGCGCCGACGCCGAGAGUUCAUGAUGCAGAGUCGUCUGGACUGUCUGCGAGAGCGAGAGCAGAGCACGGGGCCAGAGCUGCCCUCCUCCAUCCUGGAGCUGUGCCAUCGCAGGAGCACCAAGAAACGCAGCCGCAGGAUCCUGGACAACUGGUUCACCAUCCAGGAGCUGCUGUCUCACGGCACACGCUCUGAAGACGGGACCAAGGUCUACAACCCUCUGCUCUCCGUCACCACGGUGUAG